GGUUUUACUGAAUAAAGCUGUGAGCGUCUGUGCUGUACUGCACUUCACUCAGAAUGGAGUCUGUGCUGAAAUAUUUGGACUGGACGUCAGUGGGCUUGGCCCUACUGGGGGGUCUGCUCUCUCUGCUUCUGAUGGAGAUUUUUAGGCUGAACUCUAUCAGGAGCCGCAACCCCCCCGGACCCAAGCCACUUCCUUUCGUGGGUAACCUGCCGGAGUUCUUCAAGGAUCGUAUGGCCUUCAUCAAAUUGAUGCCGAAAUAUGGUGAGAUGUGCUCCAUAUACCUGGGCAAAAAGCAAGCGAUUGUGCUGAAUAACAUGCAGAUUUUGAAGGAAGCUUUCGUCCAGAAUGGUGCCAUUUUUUCUGGGAGACCAUCAGUGCCAUUAGUGCGAUGGAUCAACAGAGGGAAUGGUAUCGUGAUGGCCUCGUAUGGUCACUCUUGGAGGCAGCAGCGCCGCUUUGCUCUGCACACGCUGCGUGACUUUGGUCUGGGGAAGAAAACUGUGGAGGAACGUGUGGCCGAGGAGGCGCAUUACCUCGUCAAGGAGAUGCUCAAACAAGAAGGGAAGCCUUUUUAUCCCAUCCACCUGUUUAUGAAUGCAGUUUCCAAUAUAAUUUGCUCCAUCAUCUUUGGAGACCGCUUUGAGUACGACAACAAGAGCUUUGCUAAGCUGCUGGAUAUUCUGAAUAGAAACAUUCAGCUUUCUGGAUCAGCUGUGGGACAGAUCUUCAAUUUGGUCCCAUUUAUACAGUACUUUCCAGGGCCGCAUCAGAAGAUACGGGAGAAUACUAAUGCCUUAAGAGAAUUUAUCCUUGAAAUUGUGGAGGAGCACAAGAAGACUCUGGACCCAGACAACCCCCGGGACUUCAUUGAUGCCUACCUAAACGAGAUGACCAAGCAAGAGUCAAAAGAAGACUCUACAUUCCAUGUGGAGAACAUGAUAAGGUCGACCACUGACCUGUUCUCUGCUGGGACAGAAACUACAGCAAAUACUCUCAGAUGGGGCAUCAUUUACAUGAUGAACCACCCCGACGUGCAAGAGCGCUGUCAUGAAGAGAUCAUUCGGGUUCUGGGUUUUGACCGCUCUCCCUGCAUGGAUGACCGCGCACGGCUCCCGUACACUUGUGCCACUGUUUAUGAGAUCCAGCGCUAUGCUAACAUCAUUCCUCUCGGCGUGGUGCAUGUAACCACAGAACCAACAGAGCUACGAGGAUACCACCUGCCCGCGGGAACAGAUGUUUGGCCCAACUUAACAGCCAUCAUGACUGACAAAGAGCAUUGGAAGUACCCGAACACGUUCAACCCAGAGAACUUUCUGGAUGAGAAGGGACAGUUCUGCAAAAACGACUACUUUCUGCCCUUUUCUUUGGGUCCAAGGGUGUGUCUGGGUGAGACUCUAGCAAGAACUGAGCUCUUCAUCUUCUUCACCUCUCUGCUCCAGCGGCUGAAGUUCUCAUGGCCUCCUGGAGCUCCACCGUACAACAUGGAAGGCAUCGUGGGUGUGAUCCGCUCUCCGUUCCCCUUCGAUACAGUCUGCCACAGCAGAGAGACCACUCACUGAAUCACAUACACAUGAUAUGGCUUUACAUGUAAAUGUUCAGUACUAGAUGUAGAGGACUCCAUUUGCUCAGACACAACUAAGAGCUCAUUAUACAGCUCUUGAUUAUAUUAGGACCAACCUGGGAUUAAUGUACGUGAUUUUGUACCAAAUUAAUAAGCACAAUAGUUUGUCUUUUUAUCCGUUAUACCUAACAGAGGUCUUAUACGGUAUAAUAUUAUUAUUAAAAUGUACGCUGUUUUUAAUAAUAGUUAUGUAAUUCUUUUGUUGUUUUUAUGCAGUGUACAUGUCUGUUAUUUUUUAUGUAUAAAUCACAAAUAUUCUUUUCAAAAUUGUAUUUAAGCAUUUGCUACAUUGCUAGCGAUUUAAGGUUUAUACUGCCUGUUAUGCUUGUUAUAGUUCUGCUUAGAGGUUUACAUACCCUGAAUGUUUGUCAAAUAUUGGCCAGUUCUUUAAUAUGAAUAAUCUUGAAAUAUGAAUGAAAUUUACAUUCCAUUUA
Molecule: messenger RNA, 2055 nt
Organism: Colossoma macropomum (tambaqui)
Lineage: Eukaryota; Metazoa; Chordata; Actinopteri; Characiformes; Serrasalmidae
Product: cytochrome P450 2H1-like
Exons: 9
Coding region: 54-1559 (501 amino acids)
Biological process (GO): xenobiotic metabolic process
Cellular component (GO): intracellular membrane-bounded organelle; cytoplasm
Molecular function (GO): iron ion binding; oxidoreductase activity, acting on paired donors, with incorporation or reduction of molecular oxygen, reduced flavin or flavoprotein as one donor, and incorporation of one atom of oxygen; heme binding
Source: RefSeq, a predicted model, not a curated record